This is a messenger RNA of Xenopus tropicalis (tropical clawed frog), 3285 nucleotides long. It is a transcript of the gene st6galnac1, whose product is annotated as ST6 (alpha-N-acetyl-neuraminyl-2,3-beta-galactosyl-1,3)-N-acetylgalactosaminide alpha-2,6-sialyltransferase 1. The transcript is spliced from 9 exons. Gene Ontology annotation, biological process: glycoprotein biosynthetic process. Gene Ontology annotation, molecular function: alpha-N-acetylgalactosaminide alpha-2,6-sialyltransferase activity; sialyltransferase activity. The coding region runs from base 209 to 1546 and encodes 445 amino acids. Gene Ontology annotation, cellular component: Golgi membrane. The record is from RefSeq and is a predicted model, not a curated record. Lineage: Eukaryota; Metazoa; Chordata; Amphibia; Anura; Pipidae.
UCUGAGACUGAUUACAUCUUUCCGAAAACAAACCGUCAAAAAAGACUUGUUUAUUUUUGCAGGUGCAUAAGAAGUUUAAACAAAGGCUGGGGCUUAGUCUACACCUAUAGCUAAAAGGACGCAGCGCAGCGCUCAGGGAUCAGACCGGAUAAAGAGGAGCGCUGUGUUCUGUUGUACCAUUUGAUCAAUCAGCUUUAAUCUUGAUAAGAUGAGAAUCAUUCGCCGUUCAUUAGGCAUCUGCCUGUGGUGCCAGGUGAUGUUGGUCGUGCCCUUGGUCCUCCUUUUGGUACAGAGGCCCAAGCUGAUGCCUCUGUUUGAGAAAAGCAAAGAAGGAUGCAGAAGAGUAGAUACUAAUUCAGACCAACUUAACGUUACCGAAUCCCAUACAACAAAAGAUGUCGACGGGGAAUCUGAAACAAGAGCACCCGUUCCAUCUCAUACAAACAGAACUAAGGCACCAAGCAAGCCAUUUAUUCACCCCAGCAAGCCCUUCAGUAGCCCCAGCAAAAGGCCCUUAAGGGCAGACGACUUUGAAGCCGAGCCGAAGUGGAGUUUUGAUGACGACUAUAAAAUGGAUCCCUUUUCUUCAAACACUAGUUGUCCCAGCUCAGUGACGUCAAAUGCUCGACAUUCAGAUUGGCUAUCGCCCAUUUUCCUUCCGAAAAUCAAAAUUUUUAUGGACAAUAGUGAUUUCAGCAACGAGAUAUGGGAUAGACUUCAGCACUUCAUACCUCCAUUUGGUUGGAUGGAAUUAAAUUAUACAGUGGUUAAGGACGUGGUCUCGGCUCUCCCUCCUUUGCCUGACCAGCAAAUCCUUCAGGCUGCCCAGAAGCCACAAGACCCCCAAUGUUUCAGCUGUGCCGUAGUGGGGAAUGGAGGAAUCCUGAAUGGAUCCGGUGUUGGCAGAGAGAUUGACUCUCAUGCGUAUGUGUUUCGAGUGAAUGGGGCAGUAAUCAAGGGAUUUGAGGAUGACGUUGGCUCCCGCACUUCAUUUUAUGGAUUCACUGCCUACACCAUGCUUGCCUCUCUGAGUGAUACUCAGCUAAAGAAAAGAGGAUUCUCCAAAAUUCCCAAGGACAAUGAGACAAGGUACAUCCUAUUCGCUGAGGCACCAAGAGACUAUGCAUGGUUAGAUGCUCUGCAGAAGAAUAAAGAUAUCAUCAAGGGAACCCUGGAGAAUUACAGGAAACACCCCCGUGAUGAUUUUGGAGAUUCCUUUGACCCAAAGAAGCUAUUCGUUUCUCAUCCGGACUUUAUGAGAUAUCUGAAAAACAGGUUUGCACACGGAGACAUCCUGAAAACGCACCGUUGGAUGGCCUAUAGGCCCAGUACGGGCGCACUACUACUGCUAACCGCUCUCCAUCUGUGUGACAAGGUCAGCGCCUAUGGAUUUAUGACGGACGAUUUCUACAAGUAUUCUGAUCACUAUUAUGAUGUGAAAAGUUCACCUAUCAAGUUUUACGCUAACCACGACUUCAGGCUAGAGAAACACUUGUGGAAACACCUGCACAGGGAGAACAUUAUAAAACUCUACCAGCGGAGAUAGAAAAGAAAUGUUCAUAUGUUUACCGGCUCCUCGGGGGCAGGGCGUGCCGUUGUUCCUCGGGGGUGGGACCUGUUCAUUUAGGAGCUGACAGAAAAUGGAGAUAAAAACAUUUCCAGUAGCUAUAAGAACUUGAGAAGAAAGAAGGAACUAGAGAGACUUUUCAGAGGUGAAGGAAGAUUUAUUUUAUUCUGUAAUUUAUGACUUUUUUUAGUGCAGAGGUUUGUUUAUACAGAGCUCAUCAGCUCCCUUGGCACAAAUCCUUAUUUUCCCAAUUGUUCUGCACUUAUGGAAAAUGUUUUUUUUUUAUUGAAUUCAAUCCCCACACCCCCACACCUAUCAACGGGGUAUUAUUUUUUUAAUGAAAUGAAUAGACAGAAUACAUUUUCAACCAAUUUAUUAGAUUAUUUGUACAGGUGUAUUUAGGUGCACACUACCCCUUUAUAUAUAUAGUUUUAAUCAUGUAAAGCUUCAUUGCCUCCGUUCCACCCCCCCCAUAUCCCAUCCUCCCCGUGGGACAAUCUAGUUGAGAAGUUGCUAAGUGAUCUUCUAAAGAACGGCAUUCAGUGUAGUUGGAAAGGAAUGUCCCAUUCCCUUAGCCCUGCUGGGGCAGAGGGUUAAUGGAAAAAUCUCUUUCACCCGCUUUAUAAUUUAUUCUCCCCCCUCCGCUCCCCUUAUUCACUCCUUCCCUCUCUCCUCCUGCUUUCAGUAUUCUUCAUCAACUUUCAUUUUCUACUUUAUUUUCUAUUUUACUUUUCCUUUCCAUGACAAGAGUUGCAGAUGAUUCUAAAGCCAAUUUAGUUUUGUUGCCUAUGAGAGUGUAGAUAUAAAGUUAAGGAAAGGCCACGAUAGGCAAUUGCCACGGGCCUCAACAUCAGACAGGGGCCAAGUGAGGGGGGGAAAUGUAGAUGAAAUUACUAAGGACAUUAUAGGGCUCAUUGGCUAAUACAGCUGCAAGUGGCUCACCCUUAAUUGUAUUGUGAAUUGAUGAAAAUCCAAAAGUCCAAACAUUCCUUGAACUAUUUUGUACCAAGUGUAAUUUGGCACCCAAAUGGCUUUCCGAUGAAUCACAAACAAGGGGCCCUGAGCAUGGCGGUCAUUCCAGCCACGUUUCCACUGCAGGCUGCAUCAGUAUGUGCAGCACUCUCGCACCCAAUGAAUCGUGCAAAAGUCAAUGACAGAUAUUAUGCUAUGCUCACUCUGAUGACUGUCAGCUCAAUGGCAUCCUACCACACUGCAGGCAGUUGUGCUGGAUGUAAUUAUUGGGGGAAAAAAACCUCUGCAUUGUGGGUAAAACAUGGCCAAUUAUGUCACUUUGCACACUGCAGUUGGGUUAGUCAAUUAGUCUAUAUGUACCCUUCAGCAAAAAAAAUGGAGGAACACUCCCUGGGCCACUCACUAUCUGCUUAGGCUGCUCUAGUUUUUGGUAAAGGUAGGAGUAGGGUUGGGAGAGGGAACAACGACAUAGAAACCCCCCAGUCCGUGCCCCCUUAUCACCCAGGCAGUAAAAAGUGGGCAUGGUGGGCACGGUAAGAUCUGCUCGCUUGGGGAGGUCGCCAAGUAAGUGGAUCUUCUCCCAAUAUCCCCCACCUACGGGUGGGUGAUAUUGGGGUAAUUCGGUCAUUUAGCCCUGGGGCCAAACAAUCAUAAUUAGAACAAUGGUUACAGUGGCCGUAGUUACGCUUCAAUGAGCCAAUGCGGUCCCCGAUCUGACGGAAUAUCAAACCUGCCCGAUCGAGAUC